Molecule: messenger RNA, 742 nt
Organism: Effrenium voratum
Lineage: Eukaryota; Dinophyceae; Suessiales; Symbiodiniaceae
Source: the annotation of a GenBank genome assembly
GAUUCCCGCCGUUUUGGACCAAGCUCUUGUAAGUUGGUUGCUUCUGGCACGCUCAGCUAUCGGCUGUUAAGUGCGGCAUGGCGAAGAAAGCGACCAAGUCGAAGGCUCCGACAGGCCUCAGCUUGGAGUACACUUCCAUGUGCUCCUUCUUCGCGGAGGGCAAAUGCCUUCGCGGUGAGAAGUGCAAGUUUGCGCACAGCACGUCGCAGAUGCGGCAGAGGCCAAAUUUGACACACACCAGUCUGUGCCACGAGUUCAUGCGGAAGCGCAGCUGCAAGAAUGGGGACCGCUGCAAGUAUGCCCACGGUGACAAGGAGCUGCGCUCUGAGCGGAAGCUGGAGCUUGGAAGUGGGAAGCAAGAGUUGGUUUGGGAUCCCAUUGGCCUGUCUCGCGAUGCGAGCGGCGCUGCGCCGGCGGCGGCCACGAAUCUGCUGCCUUUGAUGCAGAAGCUGAUGGGUAGUGAGAAGCCUGCGCCAUGGAGCCAGCCCUGCAAGGUCCACGUGCAAAACGGCCACAUUCGCUGCAAUCUUGACCGCCUUGUGCCCAAGGACGUGUUCCCGAUGCGCAUCAAGAACUUCCGCGUGGAUGGAAUUGGCGAGGGCUUUUGCCAGGUUCUGCUCUGAACCUGUGACUUGGAUGAGACAUGAGCCUGCCGGCGUUUCCGAAAUCUUUGAAAGGCGUCCCAGGGAACUGGCAGGUAGUCCCAGGUGGUCCCAGGUCGAAGUCCGAAGAGUCUGCAACG